Ramularia collo-cygni is the source of this 2055-nucleotide messenger RNA. Its product is annotated as probable mitochondrial translation optimization protein 1. Bases 1 to 2055 code for a protein of 684 amino acids. The record is from RefSeq and is a predicted model, not a curated record. Gene Ontology annotation, cellular component: cytosol. The transcript has 2 exons. Gene Ontology annotation, molecular function: flavin adenine dinucleotide binding. Lineage: Eukaryota; Fungi; Ascomycota; Dothideomycetes; Mycosphaerellales; Mycosphaerellaceae. Gene Ontology annotation, biological process: tRNA methylation; tRNA wobble uridine modification.
AUGUCUGUCGUUACGCCCUCUGCUAGGGCGCGCGUCUUGGGCCAUGCACGUCGUGUGCGGCCCGCAGUUGCUCUGCGGCGCAGUCUUGCCACAGUCGCCGAUAUACCCUCAAGACCUCCCGUCGACGUAGUUGUAAUCGGAGGCGGCCAUGCAGGAUGCGAAGCCUCUGCAGCAGCGGCGCGAACCGGAGCCCGGACGAUGCUCGUCACGCCCUCACUGGACAAUCUAGGAGUAUGCAGCUGUAAUCCAUCAUUUGGUGGCAUUGGGAAAGGCACAAUGUUGCGAGAGAUUGAUGCCCUAGACGGGCUUGUCGGUCGAAUUACAGACCAGGCUGGGAUCCAAUUCAGAAUGCUGAAUCGGAAGAAGGGACCUGCAGUAUGGGGACCACGAGCACAGAUUGACCGAGCGCUCUACAAGAAAUACAUGAGGCAUGAGAUGAUAAACUAUCCUGGGUUGGAAGUGAAAGAGGGCAAGGUUGCGGAUAUCGUGGUUGACAGAUCUCCAACUGCAGCUGCAGAAGGUAGACAUGGAAAGAUCACAGGGGUCAGGUUGGAGUCGGGUGAGGUGAUUGAGACUGAAAACGUUGUGAUAACGACGGGCACAUUCCUGGGCGGUGRGAUUCACAUCGGACUCGAAGUGUUCCCUUCAGGGCGGAUGGGUGAGGCUGCUACAUUUGGUCUGUCCACGUCACUACGAGAAGCAGGCUUUAAACUUGGACGACUCAAGACUGGAACGCCACCCCGUCUGGACAGGAGAACGAUCGAUUUCUCCCAACUUGAGGUGCAGCCUGGUGAUGAGCCUCCCAUGCCGUUUUCCUAUCUCAACGAGCGUGUUGCGGUAGAAACACAACUAGACUGUCACAGCACAUACACCAACCCCAAGGCACAUGACAUUAUACGUCAAAAUCUUGACAAGAGCAUACAUAUCCGAGAGACUGUCAAAGGACCUCGAUAUUGUCCAUCGCUUGAAAGCAAAGUAUUACGAUUCACCUCCAAAGAGAGCCAUCUCAUCUGGUUGGAACCCGAGGGCUUCGACAACGAUGUUAUAUACCCGAAUGGUGUAAGCAUGACGGUCCCUGCAGAAGCACAGGAGGCUAUAUUGAGGUCCGUGGUUGGGCUGGAAAACGUGAAGAUUCUACAGCCAGGGUAUGGCGUGGAGUAUGAUUACGUCGAUCCGAGGAGCCUGAAAAGCACCCUAGAAACCAAGGCGAUUGGUGGUCUGUUUCUUGCUGGACAGAUCAACGGCACAACAGGAUAUGAAGAAGCCGCCGCGCAGGGGGUACUCGCCGGUAUCAACGCCGGAAACGCAGCUGUGGGGCGCUCAGCUUUUGUCAUGUCAAGAGCGGAUGGAUAUAUUGGCAUUAUGAUUGACGACCUCGUCACCAAAGGCGUCAGCGAACCGUAUAGGAUGUUCACCAGCAGGAGCGAGUACCGCAUGUCUGCUCGAGCAGACAAUGCAGAUUUGCGACUGACCGCGAAGGGUCGUGAGGCUGGUGUUGUUGGCGAUCACCGCUGGUCUCGGUUCCGUGAUGAAAGGGCACAGAUGGACGAGCUACGAGCAUUGCUGGAAGACAAGAAACUCAGCUCACAAUCUUGGAUUGAGCACGGCUUUCCCGUCCGAAGCGAUAGCAUCAAAAGAUCAGCAUUUGAGCUGCUCCGACAUACCAAUAUCAACACUUCAUCGCUGAUGGAGCUCAUCCCGGAGAUUUCGAGCUACUCGGAGCGCAUUCGAACUCGUCUCAGCAUCGAAGGCGUGUAUGCGCCGUACAUCACCCAACAGGAGAAUACAGCCGCAGCAUUUGCGCGUGAUGAAAGCCUCCUACUUCCGUCCAACUUGGACUAUCAAGCGAUUCACGGUCUCAGCUGGGAGGAAAAGAAGAUUCUUAGCGAGACACAGCCGGAGUCUGUAGGUCAAGCACGCAGGAUCGAAGGCGUCACUCCCUCGGGUGCACUUAAUUUACUGGCUCAUGUGAGGGGAACUUGGAAGAGGGAGAAGUUGUUGAAAGAAACGAUGGAGUCAUUGCCUCCAGGGAAGGAGGCCGAGACACUAGCCUGA